Molecule: messenger RNA, 648 nt
Organism: Ostrinia furnacalis (Asian corn borer)
Lineage: Eukaryota; Metazoa; Arthropoda; Insecta; Lepidoptera; Crambidae
Gene: Rilpl
Product: Rab interacting lysosomal protein like
Exons: 3
Biological process (GO): cilium assembly
Cellular component (GO): cytoplasm; ciliary basal body
Molecular function (GO): dynein light intermediate chain binding; small GTPase binding
Source: RefSeq, a predicted model, not a curated record
UCAGUAAUAAUGGCGCACUUGCGAAAGGUGGAUACUUUUCUGUAAAUCUUUAUUUUGUGUUGUGUGGUGAAGUGAAAACAAGGAAUUUUAAUGCCGUACCGCAGGCGCUUCUCCGCCAAGAUGCCAGAUUACGACGACGACGUAACUGUUGUCGAUGUGUAUGAUUUGGCAUCGGACAUUGGCAAGGAAUGUGAAAUAAUAAUUGAAAAAUACGGCCCUGACGCUGUAACAGCGUUGCUGCCUAAAGUGAUUAAUGCUUUGGAGCUACUGGAGAACCUUGCUGUGCGGAACGAGAAGGAAAACCAGGCGCUGCAGGAGCUGACGGCGAAGAUUUCUCAGUUGGAAAAUGACAAGAUUGAGAAGGCCGAGUACAGGCAGCGUUUCGAGAAGGAAAUAGAGGCCAUCGAGGAGCAGUGGCGGACAGAAUCUGCGGAGCUGGUGACGGCUGUUGGGCGACUCCAAGAUGAAAACAAGCGUCUCAGGCGGACCAUCAAUGCUCCUGCCGAUGGAACAAGCGCCCCGCCGUCCCCCGCCCGGGAGCACGACCAAGAAGUCCUGUCCAGGCUCUCCAGCACGGCGGAGAAGCAGCGAGCGACCCUCCGUCACCAGGAGUCGCAGCUGCAGGAGAAGCAGCAGGUUAUUGAUGGG